This is a messenger RNA of Calliphora vicina (urban bluebottle blowfly), 1087 nucleotides long. RefSeq names its product salivary gland-expressed bHLH (gene sage). Gene Ontology annotation, molecular function: protein dimerization activity; RNA polymerase II cis-regulatory region sequence-specific DNA binding; DNA-binding transcription factor activity, RNA polymerase II-specific. Gene Ontology annotation, biological process: regulation of transcription by RNA polymerase II; mesoderm formation. Bases 1 to 1011 code for a protein of 336 amino acids. The transcript has 3 exons. The record is from RefSeq and is a predicted model, not a curated record. Gene Ontology annotation, cellular component: nucleus. Lineage: Eukaryota; Metazoa; Arthropoda; Insecta; Diptera; Calliphoridae.
AUGACUGAUCAUUUACAUGACACACUCCACAAUGAAACCAUGGCUCCCAAUGCACUUCUAGUACAAACUGUCACCUCAAAUGCCGACGGUACGGCAAACGAUAUUCGUACCAACUACGACGAAUCGGACAAUGAGAGUGAAAAACCUAUUCUGUUGGAAUUAGGUGCCAGUUCGAAUGUCACAGCCACUACAACAGAAUUAAGCUCAGUGCCCUAUGCCAGUGAUUAUCCUUUGGACAUACAUUUAAAUAAUGUCUAUGGCAUAAGUGUUCCAACACACUCCCACACUUACCACACAGAUUCGUCACUACUAUACAAUAAUUCUUAUAACGAUGGAACAACAGCGACUACACAUCAAACCCUGCCACAUCCAUCUCAUCAGUGUAACGCUUCAACAUCACUGAUUUCUUUGAAUACCGUGCCCUAUACGGUGCACAUACCACAAACAGUUUAUACUUGGUCGACGCCAACACCGCUGACGAGUAUAACGCCCACAGAACUUAAUACCAAAUUGACAACGGAAAUUGUACCACCACCGGUUUAUAUGUCUUAUCCGGAUGCUCGCGAGCACACGAUCAGUAAAGAAGCAAAUCCUUCAUGGAAGGUCAAAGCUUUGCAAAGUGAAAAAGACUACAAAAAGACUGCCUGUGAUCGAGAACGCACACGCAUGCGUGAUAUGAAUAAAGCAUUCGAUCUACUACGUUCGAAACUACCAAUUUCAAAACCAAAUGGUAAAAAAUAUUCCAAAAUAGAAAGUUUACGCAUAGCCAUCAAUUAUAUAAAUCAUUUACAAAAAACCCUUAAAGAUAGUACGUCUGAUGCAAAUCACCAAACACCUGUGGAAUACUUGACCGAAUUAAAUGUGCGACGACGUUCGCAUGCGUAUCGCUUUGAAAAUCAUAAUAAAUGCAACUCCUUCGAUGACAACAACGAUAAACUUGAAAAUUUAGAUGAAUCCCGAAGUACAUGGAGUGAUGGUUACAUACCAAAUAGUGAGGAUAAAUGGGAGUGAUGAUAAAUGUGUGUGUUUAUGAGUUAAAUACCAAAGAUUAAAGAAAGUAUAAAGUGUUUUUGAGUACAAAAUAAAA